AUGAUGGAACUGAUGCGGUCGAGCCCUCCUCCUCCACCCGAGGCCAAAUCCUCCGGCGAGACCUACUGCAACUUCGCCGUCGCAUUCCGAGGACAAACCUCUUCUCCUUCUACUUUCUUGGGCAAACCAUCUAGAUCGGAACGGCACCAGAUCUAG
This is a messenger RNA of Arabis nemorensis, 156 nucleotides long. The record is from the annotation of a GenBank genome assembly. NCBI's taxonomy places the organism in Eukaryota, Viridiplantae, Streptophyta, Magnoliopsida, Brassicales, Brassicaceae.